AAGCGUCUUGUAAACAACUAGUGACGUCAAUGUAAUGCGCUACCAAGCUUUGAAUAGGUUUGGGAGGAAAAGCCGCGUUUCGUGCAUUUCGGGUCGUGAAAUUGAUUAUAUCCUAAGUUAGUUUUAAAGUAUGUAUAUGUAUCUUUGUAAAAACUGACAUUUUACUCCUCCACUUCCAUUGGUUGUCAUUGUCAAGCCAGAAAGCGACAAAGGAAGCAUAUCUAACAAAUUAUAAUAGCCUCAAUAUAAUGACGAACGCUUGACAGCUUGCUGCUUUGCCAACGUUAGCUAGCGAGACAAUUAGCUAUUCGUUUCAUUUGACAGUUUUGGAAUAGAAAAAAAUGACAACUCUAACAAGGCAAGACCUCAAUUUUGGACAAGUGGUUGCGGACAUCCUGUGUGAGUUCCUGGAGGUCGCUAUUCAUCUCAUCCUGUAUGUCCGUGAAGUUUAUCCCUCGGGAAUAUUUCAGAAGAGAAAGAAAUACAAUGUACCUGUGCAGAUGUCUUGUCAUCCAGAGCUGAAUCAAUAUAUCCAAGAUACACUUCAUUGUGUAAAGCCACUCAUUGAGAAGAAUGAUGCAGAGAAGGUGGUGGUGGUCAUCAUGGACAAAGAGCAUCAUCCAGUAGAGAGAUUUGUGUUUGAGAUGUCCCAACCUCCUCUGCUGUCCAUCAGCUCAGACACAUUACUGUCACAUGUGGAGCAGCUGCUGAGGGCAUUCAUACUGAAGAUCAGUGUGUGUGAUGCUGUUUUAAAUAAUAACCCACCAGGGUGUUCAUUUACAGUACUGGUACAUACCAGAGAUGCUGCGACACGCAACAUGGAGAAGGUUCAAGUCAUCAAGGAUUUUCCUUGGAUAGUUGCUGAUGAGCAGGAGGUCCACAUGCAGGAGCCUAGACUCAUCCCACUGAAGACCAUGACAUCUGAUAUAGUAAAAAUGCAGCUCUAUGUGGAAGAGAGGGCCCAGAAAACGUAGUCCUGUGACGAUGUUGAGUCAUGAGCAAAGUAUAUAACACAGCCCAUCAGAGCUGGAACAGUCAAAAAGAAACGAAAGAAAGAAAUGUAGAGUGUGUUCAGGAUGUGUGAACAUUCUGCAGCUAGCGUUGGUGUGUAUGGUGUCUACACUCAGUACGUUUACAUGCACACCAAUAUUCCACUAUAAUUCAGAAUAUGACAAUAUUCCGAAUUUGAUACAUGUCAUGUAUACAGCAUAUUGCGGUUGGAUAUUCCGAAUAAGGCCUUUUUCCAAAUAUAGCAUUUUCCGAUUAAGACGUGGGUUAUUCCGGUAUUAU
Messenger RNA from Perca flavescens (yellow perch), 1290 nucleotides. It is a transcript of the gene mad2l2, whose product is annotated as mitotic arrest deficient 2 like 2. The transcript has 8 exons. Lineage: Eukaryota; Metazoa; Chordata; Actinopteri; Perciformes; Percidae. Gene Ontology annotation, cellular component: zeta DNA polymerase complex. The record is from RefSeq and is a predicted model, not a curated record. The coding region runs from base 342 to 974 and encodes 210 amino acids.